Caenorhabditis angaria is the source of this 1542-nucleotide messenger RNA. The record is from the annotation of a GenBank genome assembly. Lineage: Eukaryota; Metazoa; Nematoda; Chromadorea; Rhabditida; Rhabditidae.
AUGGCAAUUAAUCGACUCAACGCAACUUUUAUCAAUUAUUCACGAUUUUGGAAUCCAAAACUGGCCAGGAAUUAUAUGAUAGUUAUACUUAUUCUAACAACAAUCUCAUGUUUUCCAUUGCUUUUUGAGGGCAAAACUAUAGUGGAGUCUGGAAAUGGGACAACUAUUCUGAUAGAAAAACCUGGUUUAGUUAUGCAAAGAUUGAUAGUUGGAGGAACUACCCUGGGUUUUGAGAUACUAUCAGUUAUUCUUACUAUAAUUACGAUUUAUCGAUUGAAAAACUUUAAAAAUGCGAGGGUAAGUGUCGAGUGGCGGAAGCUUCCCCGUCAGCGGCCACGUGGAUUGCUAUGACGUGGGAUAUGACUGCUAAAGCUAUCUAUCCCACGUCAUAGUAAUCCUCGUGGCCGCUAAAGCGGAAGACAGUGCCGCUGACGCGGAAGCUUGCGGCCUACACUCGCUCCGCUCGAGGACAUUUUUUCGAGUGUAGACCGCAAGCUUCCGCGUCAGCGGCCACGUGGAUUGUUAUAACGUGGGAUAUGACUGCUAAAGCUAUCCCACGUCAUAGUAAUCCACGUGGCCGCUAAAGCGGAAGACAGUGCCGCUGACGCGGAAGCUUGCGGUCUACACUCGAAAAAAUGUCCUCGAGCGGAGCGAGUGUAGGCCGCAAGCUUCCGCGUCAGCGGCACUGUCUUCCGCUUUAGCGGCCACGAGGAUUACUAUGACGUGGGAUAGAUAGCUUUAGCAGUCAUAUCCCACGUCACAAGAAUCCACAUGGCCGCUGACGCGGAAGCUUCCGGUCUACACUCGCUCCGCUCGAGAAUAUUUUUCGAGCGAGUGUAAACCCACGACCAUACAAGGCGCCCAUUGAGUCAGACGCGAGACGACGAGAGUAGUUUGCAAAAAUAUCUCAAAAAUUAAUUUCGCUUCGAGAUAUUUUCAAUAAAACAUGUGUUCCUUGAAACAAAGUACGGUGUUUUUUCAAAGGGACACAUAUUUUCUUAAAAAUAUCUCGAAGCGCUAUCUUUCUCUGUCUUAGAUGACGUCAUCAUACUCCCGUCGUCUCUCGUCUGACCCGAGGGGCAAUUUUCUAUUGGAGUAAAUGGUCGUGAACCGGAAGCUUCCGCGUUGGCGGCCACGUGGAUUACUAUGAUAUGGUAAACGUCAUAGGAAUCCACGUGGCCGCUAAAGCGGAAGACAGUGCCGCUUCGCGGAAGCUUGCGGUCUACACUCGAAAAAUCAAAAACCUUUUUGCAGGAAAAAAAGCUGGUAUUCGUCACAGCCUCUCACACCUUCACCACACUCUUCUUCAUCUUCUAUCAAUUUUCGCAAGUCUUCAAGUUCAGCAGUGCGUUCGGACAAGCAAUCGCGCUCUAUCGAACAAAUGGCGGGUUCUUCUUUCUCUGCGCCAAUUUUUGCAUGAUUCUGAUUGCUGAUUCGCGUGUUCGACGCGAUUUUUUCGAGGGUUUUGUGUUUUGGAAGAGGGCCAAGAAGAGGGAGGAUGUUAGGAUAUUUGGAACAAGGAAUUCAACACAACUUCGGUGA